This is a messenger RNA of Hyposmocoma kahamanoa, 2212 nucleotides long. Its product is annotated as proprotein convertase subtilisin/kexin type 5-like. The record is from RefSeq and is a predicted model, not a curated record. The transcript has 3 exons. Gene Ontology annotation, molecular function: chitin binding. Gene Ontology annotation, cellular component: extracellular region. Lineage: Eukaryota; Metazoa; Arthropoda; Insecta; Lepidoptera; Cosmopterigidae. Bases 1 to 1830 code for a protein of 609 amino acids.
AUGCCUAACUCAGAGGCUGCAUCCGGGCCUCAGGGAUCGGGUUACCGCGGGGGCGUGCGAAUGUCAAGGAACCCGGGGCGUCCGCAGCCGCCACGCAGCCUCCGGCCGAUGCCGCCGCCGCGGCGUUCAGCGCCAAAGUCAGUCGCACUCGCCAUGUCUGCGCGAGCACCCGCAUCCGCGCGCGCUAUAUGUCUGCUCGUAGCACUCGCUACCAUCGUAUACGUCAACGGCGGUGAUAUCUCGUGCAUCAGAGACGGACUCUACGCGGACUACGACACAGAAUGUCGAGUAUACAUGAAAUGCAGCGGUGGCGCUAUAAAGGGGCGCUACUCAUGCCCCCCGGGACGAGCCUUCAGCGAGGCGGCGAGCGCGUGCGUACCCCGACGUCGACAACCCUGUGUACGCCGAGUGUGUGCAAUGGGGGAUAAUAUCGCAUACGCAACGCCCGGCACGGCGUGCCGACAUUACUACCGCUGCGAGAACGGCACAGCCAUCGACCACUCCUGUCCCUCGGGCGCAUGGUUCGAUCUGGUCCUACAAUCAUGCACGCGCGGCGCAGGCACGUGCUACGAACCGGUAUGCGCCGGCCUACCUGAUGGCACCUACCCAGAUUCGUCACAUCAGUGCAGACGAACACUACAGUGCAGCGGUGCCGAGCUGCGUGGUGUCACAUCGUGCACUGGCAGUCCUUGCGUUGAAACUUGCCCGCCUGCACGCUCCACUUCUAUACCUCUACCGGCCGGUGACGCAGACUUUUGCUCCGACGAUGUGUGCUCCUCACUAUGCCAAAAUGUUGAAAAUGGAGCUUACGCGGACCGGUCCACCGCUUGCCGGGAAUACUUCGUGUGCGAAUCGAAGCGGGUCGUUCGCCGCGGCGUAUGCGAGACAGGUCAGAUCUUCUCCAACGGCGGCUGUGUGCCGGUGUCCGAGGCAUUUUGCCCGCCACCCGCGCGCAGCCCAUGCUUUAACCGCCCCGAUGGCCUACACCGUGACUGGCGUGACUGUUCUUCGUGGUUCAACUGCCAUCGUGAAAGAGUGAUUGCUCGAGGAUCUUGUGAUGUUGGGUUGGUAUUCGAUAGCAAUGCUUGCGUCCCGAAAGAAGCAUUUUCUUGUGAAGGACCAGAACCAAAUAUCGACUGCGAGGGACUUCCAAGUGGUACUUAUCAGGAUUUUGAAUCUAACUGUACGCGAUAUUUUCACUGUGAAGGACCACUAAAGAUAAAGUUAACGUGUCCUUCGGGCCAAGUGUUCGACGGUCGGAGAUGUGUCGACGAUACGCGAUACCUCUGUCCCAGCUUGGAACGGGACUCGUGCUACGGCCGACCUGAUGGUCGGUAUCGUGCGCUAGACACUGGGUGCCGCGGGUAUUACGCAUGUUACAAGGGAGAGAAGGCGGUGUACGCGUGUGAGGCAGGGAAAGUGUUCGACGGCGAGUCAUGCGUGCCGGCGAAACCAGGACUCUGCCCUGUGGAAGACCACUCCUGCCUUUCUUUAACGAACGGUUAUCACCCUGAAAUCGAGACGGGUUGUCAUAGAUAUUUUUACUGCGAAGGCGGUGACAGACUGGUAACUCUGUCUUGUCUCGGCGGAAAGAUCUUCGACGGCCGCACCUGUGUAGAGCCACGACAUCUGCAGUGCGCCGCUAUGCGACGGGUAAAGACAGAAGCCAACAACUGCGAACAAGGUGGCUUUUUCACCGUACCAAAUACAGGGUGCAAAAGUUACUACUUCUGCGUGACCGGUAUGCAAACCACUCUCACUUGCCCGGACGAGCAAAUCUUCAAUGGACAGAUUUGUGUGCCAAAAAGCUUAUUCCAGUGCCCUGGUUGAAAUACAAAGCUAAUGGACGUCCUAUACGCAUUUUGAGCUUGUUAUUCGAAAAAAUAUUGCAAAACCGAAUAUGUAUAUAAUACGCCUCAUAUCUACAUUGAUUAUUGAGACUUAAAAUAGCUCUAUAUUAAAACGAUACAAAAACGAUAGUAAAACGGUUGACACAGUAUAAGAUUAAUUAGUCAGCACUCUUCAGUUACUGCGCCACUAUAAAACCUUAUUUCGUAUAAGAGAGAGAGAUUGUUUGCAUUUGCUUUACACCUCGUACAUAUGGCUUGGUACUAAUGGGUGAUUUUCAGGUUAGUUUUCUCUACCUAAUUUCGGUGGCAAUUUUUAUUAUUUAAAGGUUCUACAAUGUUAUGAUGAAGUAUUAUUGAAUAUU